AUGUUAAACUAAAAUUUUAAUCUAAGUGAUAAGCAGUUGGAAAUAACUAAAUUAAAUACAUUUUAAUAAAGAGAUGUUUAAUUAAAUUAAGAAGGAAAUCAAUAAAAUACAGAUAUAUAAAAAUAGGAAGAGACAAAACUUUAAUUAUUUGGAUUAGGACAUAAAUAAGCAUAAAAUGAAUUAAAAUAAGAAGAAUUAUAAAAAGAAAAUAAAGAAUAUAUUAACAUAUCAUAAUACUUAGAAUAAUAAUUAGAAAGGUACAAAAUAAUUGAAACUUAAAUUACACAUCAAAAAGAUAAGGGAGUUGUCAAACAUAUUAUGUCAUCUAUUGAAACAUAAUUAGAUAAACUCAAAUUUCAUACUUUAGAUCCAAUUACAGAUAAUAAUAGUAAAUUUGGAGAAAUUAGUUUGAUUGAGGAAUAGAAUCAAACUGAUGAGUCUUUCUAUUCUAAUUCUAAAAUACAAGCUCAUCUAAAAGAAAUAUAUAAAUUUUAUUCUAAAAUAUCUUAUGUACGAGGUCCUUCUGAUGAUUUCAAUAGAAUUAAUCAUGAAUCAAAUACAAUGACAGAGAGCAAAUUUAUUAUUUUUUGUCGACAAUUUGGAUUAUUAGAUACGAAGAUUCACCAUACAAAGACAUAAUCUAAAAUAGAUGAAACUAAUAAAUUAUCAAAUAAUAUAUUGCCUCCAAAUUCUAAUAUUCUAAUUAAAAAUAUAAUUGAUAAUAAUGAAAAUGUCAAGGCUAAAUAUUUAUCUUUUAAAGAAUUAGUAAUUAAUUUUAAUAAUUUAUUAGAAUAACUUAUUUAAAAGAGUUAACAAAAAUUAAAAUGAAGUUACUUAUCUAAGCUUUAUACAAUUACUAUAAGAGCUUUCAAAAUAAAUGUUUAAUAAAGAACUCAAGAUAGCUGAACAUUUACUUUAUAAACUAAUAAAAGUUGAUACUUAGGAAUUUCGAAAAUAAUUCAAACCCCUUUAUAUUCCUUUCAAUACUAAGGAUAAACCUGGUUUUCGUAAACCUGAAGGCCUAGCAUAUUAAAGAUAUGGAAACCAUUCAACAGAUUAACUUAAAUCAAAAAAAAUAUUAAUUGACGAGUGGAAAAAAAGUAAGAAGGAAUAAAUGAAAGAUAAAUUAAUAAUACAAACUAAUUAAUCUAGAUCUAAAUCAAUUAUUUUUGAACCAUUGUAUGUCAAAACAAGCAGCUAUAAAGAAAGAAAAUAAAAAAAAGAUGGAUUAUAUGCUAACUCUCAUUAAAUUGUGAAUUGGGAAAAGUUAGAUUCAUUAGAUCCAAAAUAAAUUUUACUUAACGAAUUCAAACCUGCUGAUUUAAUUUAAGAGGAUGAGGAUAUUGAAGAUAAAUAUUACCUUAAAAGCUAUGAUUUAUCUAGAUCUGACAAAAAAAGUGACCAUAAGUAAAUCAUGAUGUAAAACUAGACCAUAAUCGACUGAAAAAAGAUUACCAGGUUUUAAAAUGAAAACUGAAAUUACAAAUAGAAGAAAUUAGAUCUAAUCUAAAAUUGAUAGUAGAAUUUAACAAUAUUAAGCCUAUUUUAAACUACCAAAAUUAUAGAAAAAAUGA
This is a messenger RNA of Paramecium pentaurelia, 1574 nucleotides long. NCBI's taxonomy places the organism in Eukaryota, Ciliophora, Oligohymenophorea, Peniculida, Parameciidae. The record is from the annotation of a GenBank genome assembly.